Messenger RNA from Drosophila albomicans, 3583 nucleotides. Its product is annotated as box A-binding factor. Bases 147 to 3257 code for a protein of 1036 amino acids. The transcript is spliced from 4 exons. The record is from RefSeq and is a predicted model, not a curated record. NCBI's taxonomy places the organism in Eukaryota, Metazoa, Arthropoda, Insecta, Diptera, Drosophilidae.
ACAAUUGUUGCGAGGUCAUCUGCCUGGACGAUCAGUUUAGCGAUGGCAGCACCGAUUUUGGCAUUUGACUGGUGGCCAGUGGCAUCACGGCCACACUCUCGCUAUCCUUGCUCUUCUUCCUGGUCAAUCGACUGCGACAACGGAAAAUGCGGGCACGUGAAAAUCGCCAGAAUGCCGAAGAUCAGCGCAGCAUUGUGGGAAGCAUUGGCUACAUUGCAGGCAACAUGGGCUAUAUGGAGGGCAACUUGAGUGCCAUGGAUUAUUCGUAUGGCGGCGCCACUACUCAUUAUCCGCUUUGGAAGCCACCCAGUGGCUAUUUUCCGCGAGGAGAGGCACCACCGCCCUAUGAGGAAGCCGUAGCCAUAUCCCAGGCCGAGGCCUUAAGUGCCCAAUGCACUGUGACUUUGCCCAAUCAUGCCCAGCGACAAACUGUGGCUAGCGUCAGUCAACAGCAGCAGCAGGUUCAACAGCAAAUGCAGCAGCAGCAUCUACAGCAACAUACACUGCAAUUACAUACACAACCGCAGCAACAUGCGCAUCCACACUCGGCGUAUACGCAACAAUUGGUACCCGUAACUGCAGCUCAUCCAUCGCACGCCUCGCACGCUCAUCAAUUGAAUGCUGCUGCAGCUGCGGCUGCUGCUGCCGCCGCUGCACAGUCCAAUCAGUACACUCAGAGUACGACAAAUUUAAUCAACAUCAAUAUCAAUAGCGGCGGCGUAACCACAAUUGCCACUGGGGAGAAUCAUCAGCCGCCCUACAGUCUACAGAGUGAGCAGCAGCAGCAGCAGCAGCAAUUAACAAUGGAGCAACAUCAACAACAGCAACAACAACAACUUCAGCAACAACAGCAGCAGCAACAGCAACAACAAUUGCAGGCUUCGGUUCCCAGCAAUUCGAUUUGUGUACAAACAUUGCCAACACCAAAGCCAAAUGUCAGCAGCGAGUGCAGCUACAAAAACUGUCACUUAAACAUCAGUGCCAGUGUCACAACUGCAGCAGCUGCCGCAAGCAGUGUUUCAAACUCGCUGGCCUAUGCAGCAGCAAGACGCACGCCACGCGGCUCGCAGGAGUUGCUGCAACAGCAGCCACAACAGCAACAAUAUCUAACUGUUGCCGAUGUCGAGAUUAAUGCGAGUGCCAGUGCAGCUAGCUAUCAUUCACUACCCGCCUCGGCUGAGCUGUUGGCAACACCUACUCAUCACCUAACACAACAACAGCAGCAGCAACAUCAACAACAGCAGCAACAGUUGCUGGCAGCCGCGUUAUCCACGCCCGCGAUUGACAUGUUGCCACCCUUGGAGAUAGCCACCAUAGCAGCAGCAGCGCCAGCGUGCAGCACAGCGGAUUCAGUUACACAAACACUGCCAAUGCCACUGCAUGCUGCUCUGAAGUCACAGCAACAACAGCAGCAGCAGCAACAUGGCAGCAAAACGCCAUCAAGCUCGCGUCGCUAUCAUCGCACCAUUCCGCGCUACUUUGCCGUCGCCGAUCCACUGCAAGUGGUGAGUGUGAAGCCCAAGCCCAGCUCCAGCGCCAGCAGCAGCAGUGAAGCGGCGUCCAGCAGCAAGAUCAGCAAGAAGCCCAUGUGCCAGUGUCCCAUACAGCAUGUACCCAUGUCCUACAUGGGCAGCAAUGCCAAUGCCAAUGCAAAUGCCUUCCUCAGCGGCGCGGGCAAACUGUUUGCCGGCAGCAAUGCUUGCGCUUUGUCACCCAGUGCUGGGGCACGUCAUGCCGCCACUUUGGCCUAUGGUCAACGUGCCAAAUCUGCCAGUAAUCUGCAGCAGCAACAACAUGGCCAAGAGUUGAUUAGUUCUGGCAGUAGUAGCUCGAGGAACCCUUGCAGUCAUGAGCCUAAAAUAGCGACAAUCUCAAAACAGGUGGGCGAUGAGUUGCAGCCACAUCCAUCGCAUGCUGCGGGCAGUGUCUCCUCUAUAAUACCGCCGCCACCAUUGCAGCAUCACGACGAUGUCAGUGCGCCACCCAUUGUACUGGGUCGUGUCCAGAAACGUUCAUCAUCGAGCAGCUCUAGCAAUGCCGUUGAUCGCGUGCGCAGCUCCAGCAGCAGCGCGGGACGCAGUGCAUCGAGCAGCUCCAACGGUGCUGCUGCUGCUCAAGCUGGUGUCGAUGCGCUAUCCAGCGUCUAUUUGAAUCGAAAGGUUGAUGCUUACUUGAGCUUGACACAGAAACAACAGCAACAUUUCUAUAACCAACAACAAGAGUCGCAUGCGCAACAAGCAAACGAUCAAAGCAAUCCAACAUUACCACCGAAACUCUACAAAAGCCUAACGAAUUUAAAAACAGCCACAACUACAGCGCCAGCAGCUGCAACUGCCACAGCAACAGCUAUAAGCAGCAGCAACAACAACAACAGCGCUGUCGCCACAAUUUAUACACUGAGCAAGUCGACAAAUAGCAGCGUGCAUCAUCAACAGCGAAAGGAACAAACACCCACAUUAACACUGCCUCCAGCUAGUCCUUCGGCCAGCUGCAGCGAGAAGUCGAGCGGUAAAAUCAAUUCAAGCACCUUCUAUCCGUUGGCCAACAAUCAUGUUACCUACACGCUGCCCAAACACAUUAGCGGGAAGAUAUCGCUGAAUAGCACCAUCAAUAGCGUGGUCAGCAAGGUGCCUUCGGUGAUUAGUAUUCCGCCGCUGGAGAACAACAAUGAAAAGGUAUCGGCAAUUAGCAAGAGCACAACACUGCCAAAGAUAUUGCGCGUGAAGCGUGACAGCGAUAAAACAAGCAUAACCCCAUCAUCAACAUCAACAACGACAACUGCAAGUUCAACUGCCGCAUCGAGCAGUAGCAUGGCCAUUGCACAUUGUCAGAUGCCUAGCUAUCCAAAGCUCCAGAGCGGACGCGGUGGCACUCCAAGCAAGCAGCUGCCGGUGUGUACCACAUCGAAGAACUGUUUGAAUCCAAAUGAGCAUUUCUUGCCCAACGACACCAGCUUGGAUGAUGAUUAUCUCAGCGAAUGUGAGAAUUGCAAAAUUGCGCAGAGUGCCAAAUACUAUCUGGAUGCUGAGCUAAGUGGCAGUGGCGCCACAACAUCAACGCCGCAGGAGGCAAUGACGCUGCAACGUAAAUCUCUGGAGGAGACCAAAGAAGAGCCGCAUGACAGCUAUUAUCGCAGUUCGCACACAUUGCCCAGCAAUGCCAAAAAGCAUGGAGUCAGCAAAAACAAUAAUCGAGAGGCGUGGCAGUUUUCAACGAUACCAGCCGCUAGUUCAUCGGAUGAGGAUGUUAACGAAUGAGAUUUAAGCCAUUUUCUUUAAGAUGCCAAACACCAAUACCCAAAACGCCAAAUUGUGCAUCCUAAAGAAAACGUAGGCUUCAAUUUAAUGACAACAAAUUAAAAUACAAAAAGGCAAAACAAAUGUAUUCAUCACAACAAACGAGUUACGUUUUGAAAUCAAGUAAUUAAACAAAAUACGGGAAUAUUUCGUGUAUUGUAAAAAUGUUAAGAAUUGCUCCAAUGAAUAUAUGUGUUACAAUAUAUAGUAUUUAUGUAGAUAUUAGAUAUGAUUAACAUUGGCAUUGGCAUGUAAAAAUUGCUUAUUUCUCCACAUGUAUAUGUAUA